GCCACCCUUUAACUCGGCGGCCUGAUGACUAUAAUGGGCCCGAUUGUCUGUGGGCUGCAGAGCGCUGAGGCCCCACGUCCAAGGAGGCUGGGGCCGGUCUCUGAUGCACCGGAGAGGCGGAUAUGGAAUACCGCAGCAGCGUGCAGGGUCAAAGACAGCUGGCCCCCCAUGUCAGUGGUCUAGGAUGGCCAGUGAAGCCACCAGCAUCCCCAGUCCUGUGGUGCGCCAGAUUGACAAGCAGUUUCUGAUUUGCAGUAUAUGCCUGGAGAGGUACAAGAAUCCCAAGGUUCUCCCCUGUCUGCACACUUUCUGCGAGAGGUGCCUGCAGAACUACAUCCCCGCCCACAGCUUAACCCUCUCCUGCCCCGUGUGCCGCCAGACCUCCAUCCUGCCCGAGAAGGGGGUGGCCGCGCUGCAGAACAACUUCUUCAUCACCAACCUGAUGGACGUGCUGCAGCGAUCUCCAGGCAGCAGCGCCGAGGAGUCCUCCAUUCUGGAGACCGUCACUGCCGUGGCUGCAGGGAAGCCUCUGUCGUGCCCAAACCACGAUGGGAAUGUGAUGGACUUCUACUGCCAGUCCUGCGAGACCGCCAUGUGUCGGGAGUGCACGGAGGGGGAGCACGCAGAGCACCCCACCGUGCCCCUCAAGGACGUGGUGGAGCAGCACAAGGCUUCGCUCCAGGUGCAGCUGGACGCCGUCAACAAAAGGCUCCCAGAAAUAGAUUCUGCUCUUCAGUUCAUCUCGGAAAUCAUCCAUCAGUUAACCAACCAAAAGGCCAGUAUUGUGGAUGACAUCCAUUCUACCUUUGAUGAACUCCAGAAGACUUUAAACGUGCGCAAGAGUGUGCUGCUCAUGGAGCUGGAAGUCAACUAUGGCCUCAAACACAAGGUCCUCCAGUCGCAGCUGGACACCCUGCUCGAGGGCCAGGAGAGCAUCAAGAGCUGCAGCAGCUUCACGGCGCAGGCCCUCAACCACGGCACGGAGACGGAGGUGCUGCUGGUGAAGAAGCAGAUGAGCGAGAAGCUCAACGAGCUGGCGGACCAGGAUUUCCCGCUGCACCCGCGAGAGAACGACCAGCUGGACUUCAUCGUGGAGACCGAGGGGCUCAAAAAGUCCAUCCACAACCUCGGGACGAUUCUGACCACCAACGCCGUCGCCUCCGAGACGGUGGCGACGGGCGAGGGGCUGCGGCAGACCAUCAUCGGGCAGCCCAUGUCCGUUACCAUAACAACCAAGGACAAAGACGGCGAGCUGUGCAAGACGGGCAACGCCUACCUGACGGCGGAGCUGAGCACGCCGGACGGCAGCGUGGCCGACGGGGAGAUCCUGGACAACAAGAACGGCACGUACGAGUUCCUCUACACCGUGCAGAAGGAGGGCGACUUCACGCUGUCGCUGCGCCUCUACGACCAGCACAUCCGCGGCAGCCCGUUCAAGCUGAAGGUGAUCCGCUCGGCGGAUGUGUCCCCCACCACCGAGGGCGUGAAGCGGCGCGUGAAGUCCCCCGGCAGCGGCCAUGUGAAGCAGAAGGCUGUCAAGAGGCCCGCCAGCAUGUACAGCACCGGGAAGCGAAAAGAGAACCCCAUCGAAGACGACCUGAUCUUCCGCGUGGGUACCAAAGGAAGAAACAAAGGGGAAUUCACAAAUCUUCAAGGGGUAGCAGCAUCUACAAGUGGAAAGAUAUUGAUUGCUGACAGUAACAACCAGUGUGUGCAGAUAUUUUCCAAUGAUGGACAGUUCAAAAGUCGUUUUGGCAUACGAGGACGCUCUCCUGGGCAGCUACAGCGUCCCACAGGAGUAGCUGUGCAUCCCAGUGGGGACAUAAUCAUUGCUGAUUAUGAUAAUAAAUGGGUUAGCAUCUUCUCAUCAGAUGGGAAGUUUAAGACAAAAAUCGGAUCAGGAAAGCUGAUGGGGCCCAAAGGAGUGUCUGUGGACCGCAACGGGCACAUCAUCGUGGUGGAUAACAAGGCGUGCUGCGUGUUUAUCUUCCAGCCAAAUGGGAAAAUAGUCACCAGGUUUGGUAGCCGAGGAAAUGGGGACAGGCAGUUUGCAGGUCCCCAUUUCGCAGCUGUAAAUAGCAAUAAUGAGAUUAUUGUUACAGAUUUCCAUAAUCAUUCUGUCAAGGUGUUUAAUCAGGAAGGUGAAUUCAUGUUGAAGUUUGGCUCAAAUGGAGAAGGAAACGGGCAGUUUAAUGCUCCCACGGGCGUAGCGGUGGAUUCAAAUGGAAACAUCAUCGUGGCUGACUGGGGGAACAGCAGGAUCCAGGUUUUUGAUGGAAGUGGGUCGUUUUUGUCCUACAUUAACACGUCUGCUGAUCCACUCUAUGGCCCCCAGGGCCUGGCCCUAACUUCAGACGGCCAUGUGGUGGUUGCAGACUCUGGAAACCACUGUUUCAAGGUCUACCGGUACUUACAGUAACAGUGGGUGACUGGACAUCCCCUUACAAAGAUCUUACACCAUAAACUGGAAUGGAUUUCCUGACGCAGGACCAGAUGAUACUAGACUUUUCUUGCCAGAAGGAAUCAUCAGUGAACUUUCCAAGGUUAUUUCUGAAUGUAACAAUUUCCUUAAAAACUGCAUAUCUGAUUUCCAUAAUCCACGUUUAGAGUUAAAAUAAAAAAAGAAAUCUCUUCUACUGAAUCUAUAAAAACUGCAAAGUUUUACACCUGUGAACUAUGGCAUAUAGGGCAGGGAUUUAUGUAGUUUAACUAAUUUUGCAAAUCAAACAAGCAUUAAAAAAAACAACUAGAAUAUUUAAAGGCAUUUGUUAAUCCUGUGAGUGAUAGCUUUUGUGCAGAGCUUCCAAAAGCAAGAUGAAAACAAAAUCUGUUAUAGUUAUAUACUUUAUUUAACCUCGGUCACAAGACCCAGGGGAUCUUCUAACCUCACUUUUACAGUAGAUAUUACUCUUGUGACAUUUUUUGUUUAUCAGUAACUACAUAUAACAUUACUUUGGGUAAAAAAUGAAAGCUGUCUUACAAAAUCCUCCCAGCUGGGAUUAGCAAGCCUCUUGAGUUUAGCACUUAAAAAAUCAAUGCAAAUCUCCCACCCUUUCUGAGUUUGAUCAAAGAUCUUCUUCAUGUGUUCUUUUCACCUCUAUCCUGCUCACCUUGUAUCUAAAAACAAAGUUCAUUUCCAGGGAAACCUGAAAUUCCUGAUACUUUGAAAGGCAUUUUAUGAUAGUAAUGCUACCUUUUGGUAAAGCAACGGGCCCCGUUAACUCCAGGUUAAUGCACUGGAAUGUAAUCAAGGAAAAGUCAGUCAUAUUUUCUGUGCCAUGUUCUCACACGUGUCUCUCUUCCACUUCAUGAACACGAAAGCUUUACCUCUUGCAAAAUGUCAGCACAUGUAGUAGGACCCAGUAUCCUAGGACAGACAGCCAUAAGCAGCCCUUUGGAGGACGGAUGGUGUCAGCCAAAGGCAUGUGGUUGAUCAGUGGUUCCCCUUAGAAAGCGAGUGUUACCAAAGUCGUGUUAUCGCGAAAGCAUUACAGGUAAGGGCAUGCUAUGGUUAUUUAUCAUUGUCUAAUGACUAGUAGAGGCAUUAAAGGACUAUGUAUACAUGAUUAGGGUAAGGUAGAAUGUAUCAUAUAUAUAUAUUUAGCUGAACCUUUGGUGUUUUGAAAUAGGCAGCACUCUGAAAGACAGAAGCAGCUUCAGCACAUUCCUCAACUGCCCCGUUUAAAGCCGUCCUCAUAGAGCAAGCCCUAAAGCAGAUUUCAUUUUUGCCAUUUUCCAGGAAUGCUGGUAUGGGCUGACUUCUAGUCAGAAAAUGGCCUUCUGUGCUUUCAAAAACAAAACGAAAAACAGGUCGAAAGAAACAAACUUGAACUUGAGUUACAUUUAAGUAUAAAAGCAUUUUAAGAAAUGGUAAGAAUAAUUUAGUCAAAUCUCAUUCUGUAAAAUAAGAUGUGGUGUGUUUCCACUGUUUGGUUUUCUACUCAGUUCUACCAAAUAAGAUGUCGUGUUUGGCAUUUUCGAUAAUGACUUGGGGACCUUUUUCACUGAAAGCACCUUAAAACUGUACUAUAAAAAAAUUUCCCACAUGUACAUGUGAAUGUGAUGUUUCUUUUUUCCUAAUGUCAAUGGUGAGAUGAGUCUUUGAAUUUAAACACUGAUGUUUAAUGAGCACUUCUUGGGUGCCAGAGGCUAUUCAAGGCACUGGGGAUAAAGUAAUGGACAAACAAACAAAGCCCCCUGCCCCUUUGGAGCUUACACUCUAGGGCGGGAAUGUCAUUUUACCAUUAACUAGCCUUCUGCAUAAAAGAUAAGCUAGACUUGAUAAUUCCUGGAAUGUUUAAAAGGAAAGUUUUUUAACUGGUUAAAUUAAUUUCAGUUUAUUUUCACCAGUGAAAGUAGCUUCCUCUGUAGACUCUGUCAUAGGCCAUGGAUCUUAAGGCUGGUUUACUUAAAGAGGUUUUUUGCACAUUCAAAUUAUACUUGUGAAUUUAGAAAUCAACCAGCCAUCAUAAUGUAUUAGACUGGUAUCUUAAUAGAAGGAACACAAAGCUGAUUUUUUUACAUGUCAAUAUUGGAAUGAAACUGGAAUAAAAGAAGAGAUACUUUGAUUCAGACCUGUUCCACCACCUGUACCAAAACACAUGCUGUGGGCGGUCCAGGAAACACUGGAGUUUCCUGGAAACACAUAUAUAUUUCCCCAAAAUAUAUAUAAUCGUAUAUGUUAAAGUAUAAAUAACAUUUCAAAUUUGGAUACAUAUGUGCAUUUACUGUAUUUCUUGGUAAGCAUAUUUUAGGGGGAAAAGUGCUGCUGAUAAGAUGAAUAGACAAGAUUUAAAUGGAGUUUUGUCACAUUCUAAAUGGUUCCUAGUAAACUGAGAAGGAUAUUGAAAUAAGUGACUUUUUGUUUCUGUUCUACCAUUAUUGUUUGAUUUCUCUUUGUCAAGUGUACAGAACCUGUCAUACGUUCAUGAUAAGUAGCACUGAAAAACUACCCAUUCAAAUUUCCCCUGGGCACUUACCGGCAAAAUGUUGCCAGUUAGAAUGUAACGGUCGGUGACAAUGCAGUCCCUCCCCAGUUACAGAUGUUAGUAACUGUAUCUCCAAUACAGACCUCCCCUGCUGGACAUGGGGAGGUGGGUGGAGUCACCUGACCGCCUAGAAACACAUGAAUAAAAAGCCUUUAUGACGCUUAGCCAUUUUUUUAAAAAAAAAUGGUUCUUAGUAUCUUGAUCAAACUUUAGUCUCCAGUAACUAAAGUCCCCAGGUUACCUUCUUUUAAUUUACUCUUUGACUAGAUUUGAGGCAAAUAAAUACUAACAGGUCCAUGCAACUAGAAUACACUUGCUUCUACUACUAAAUAUACAGGGUAUGUACUAAGGGAGUUAACUGGAAUAGCAGUAUGCUAGCAAGUGUCUAUGGAUCCUUAACACUAAAGGGGUCACAUAAAUGCUUUGGUAAUACCUAAGUUAAUUGGAGGAAAUAGCAAAUAAACAUCAGGUAAUCUGCAGAUUACUUCAGAUGGAAAAAAUCUUUAUGUACAUUUGAACUGUAUGGUAUCCUCCUUAUUCACCAGCUUCUGAAAAAAGGAGAAAUAUUUUUAGUUUAGUAAUUCAAAAGUAAGACAUUUCCAGGUAAGAUAAAAUUGAAGGUAUUUGCUGCAAACAUUGUUUAAUUUUGCUUAAAAUUGAAAGUCGUGAUAUUGUUGCAUUCUGUAAAUGUUACAGGGUUUUAAACUUACAAUUAUUUUAAUAUUUUUGAUAACUAAGAAUCUAGCAUUGCCAUAAAGGAAACUAAGUGCCCAUUAAAGAUUUGUUUGGUAUAAAUAAAUACUUUUUUGUUUUGUUUUAAAUGACAGUAAGCUACAAAUCAUGAUGUUAAUCUUAAACUUUCUGAAGAUGAAUUGUGUGGCAGUGAUUGUAUAGUCUGUUUGUGGAGAAUGUAUGGAAGCUAUUAAUAUUCUAAGAUAGAUGAAUAAAUUGGCUAUGUUGUUCCAGUGAAUGUACAGCACUUCCAAUAACUUUUGAAAGCAACACAGCCUUAAAAUGUUUUUGCUUUAUGACAUGGGAAUGUUUGGUCAUCAACAGAGUAUAUUCUUAGAAUUCUUUAUAUCAUUUUCAGUUCUGUAGCCUUUCAGUCCUAUAUGAGUAUGAGGGAUUUUUGUUUCCUUUUUGUUUUCUUUUAAAAUUUUGUACAUUCCAUCUUUAUAGGUCUGUUUCAUAUAUUUUGUGUAUAGAACACUAAAUCUUGUGCUCUUUGACAUUGGUACUGAUAUAUUCUCAUCACUGUUCUUUUUUGAAUCAAAAUGCUGACUGCCUAUUUAAAGAAGAGAAUAAACGCUGUGCAUCAAAGUGUUUGUAUGUUCGUAGCUACAUACGUACCACAGUAUUUUGGAUGCUUUAGUCUACAAUAAAUCUUUAAAUUAAUUCUGUCUUGAAACAUAGGAGAAACAAGAUUCAUGUGUAUAUCUUUACCAUGCACAAAAUCUCAAAUCGUUAUAAUAAAGCUUGUUUUCUCCA
Messenger RNA from Dama dama (fallow deer), 6476 nucleotides. RefSeq names its product tripartite motif containing 2 (gene TRIM2). The coding region runs from base 104 to 2419 and encodes 771 amino acids. The record is from RefSeq and is a predicted model, not a curated record. Gene Ontology annotation, biological process: proteasome-mediated ubiquitin-dependent protein catabolic process; protein polyubiquitination; negative regulation of translation. Gene Ontology annotation, molecular function: translation repressor activity; protein binding; ubiquitin protein ligase activity. The transcript is spliced from 12 exons. Lineage: Eukaryota; Metazoa; Chordata; Mammalia; Artiodactyla; Cervidae.